Messenger RNA from Brienomyrus brachyistius, 1943 nucleotides. RefSeq lists its product as uncharacterized. The record is from RefSeq and is a predicted model, not a curated record. Lineage: Eukaryota; Metazoa; Chordata; Actinopteri; Osteoglossiformes; Mormyridae. The transcript is spliced from 7 exons. Bases 445 to 1344 code for a protein of 299 amino acids. Gene Ontology annotation, cellular component: external side of plasma membrane. Gene Ontology annotation, biological process: cellular response to lipopolysaccharide; positive regulation of T cell proliferation; immune response.
GAAAAGAAUAAGUAUGGAAUAUUCAACACUGGUAGGGUAGGAAAAGUUAUGGGUCGUUUGCAAAUCGCCUUACGCGGCAGAUUCGCUGUACUAUGUGGUCUGGUAUCUCUUUUUAGACUAUGUUGACACGCCUGACAUUAUAAAUGUCCCAUUCAAACUACCAUGUUCGUACUGCAUGUACACUGAGACUGCAACACACGUAGACUGAAAUAAACUGAAACCGAAAGCGCAGCAACAGAUCCACAGGCAACAAAACAGGCGCCGAUUGCCGUCUUUGGCAUUUUCGGGAAAAGGAUUACAGAGUGCAAUAAAAGUGUUUAGCCGUCUUGUUUGGUUUCCAGUAUUAUUUAUGCAGCUCCAAUGACAAUUAUUUGAAAUGGUCAUGUGACCCGGCAGCACUGCAUUCAGAGUUUCUCUUCCUCCAGUUACGCACUGGACCCUGACAUGGCACUGUCUCGGUGUAUGUUUUUGGUAGUCGUUGGUGAAUUCACCCUGCUGUUUUCUGCUGCGAAUGUCCAGUUGAAUUGCCAGCAUGAAAACUUUGGGAUAUCAAGGCAGAACUCGAUCAUCAAUUGCUCAGUGAAGGGAGCUGAGGCUUCGGACGUAGACAUAGUCGUUGUGAUUUGGAAAAAGGGUAAAUCCACUGUGCUAAUGUACUACAAAAAAAACAUAACAAGGAGUGAGCAGCGAUUUAAAUUCGCCGAGCAGAGCUGGGAUACCAGAAACAGGAACGUGUCAUUGUUGGUGACGGACACCCGGGUGGCAGACGAAGGCCAGUAUCAGUGUCAUGUGAUUACUGACAGUGGUGAGGCUGAGGAGGACACCAGUCUUAAAGUCCGCGCUAGGUACUCAAAGGCAGUAAUGAGCUCCAUUCCUGAGAAGGAUAUAAGGGAGAACCUGAAGGUGGAGAUCUUCUGUAAUGCCUCAGGGGGUUACCCAGCUGGUGUAAUUCACUGGUAUGACCAGUACAACACAGACUGGACCAGAAGCGCCAAGACAGAUGUGGUGCAGACUGAGGACAGGCUCUUCAACUUGACGAGCAAGCUGACAGUCCUGCAAGCAUCGUCCAUCUCCCUGGGAUACAGAUGUGUGGUGUUCAACAGCAACGGACAGCAGGAAGCAGAGGCGGAAUAUAGUCUCCCAUUUGCCGUAGUUGACCCAGAGAAGGAACACCAAGAGGGGGACAGACACACCCUGACUCUCACAGCCAUCCUCGUGGUCGUCGGGUCGCUGAUCUGCGGAGUGUUGAUCCUGAUGCUGCUCAGGAAGAGGCGUUCUUGGCGUGAGCGUAGCCACCUGACCCUGGGUUAUCAUCAGAACAGUUCAGAAGAGGCAUCUGCGUGAUUUUACCUCUAGGCUCUGUGGACGGAUGAAGAAAAUCGGAAAUUUCCUGAAAGUCUGGAGAUUGUCAGUCUGGAGAUCGUCAGUCUGGAGAUUAAGUACACUGAUACUGAAAGCAUCUUUAUUCCCAUUUCAGAAAUACUUUGGUAUAAUGUCAAUCUGUCUUCAUUAUACUUGUCAUUCAACUAACUGUAGUCAGGUUAUGGGUGUAAUCAUAACACCUAGCUCAUGUGCUUCACUGAAUUGUAGAAGAACUAUGAAAUAUAAUUGCUCCUGUAUGGUGAAUUUAUUAUUCAAAUAGUGGAUGAACAUCUUAAACGUUUUGAAAAGCCAUGUUUUCACCAUUGUACAUAUAAAUGUUAUUGUUCAUAAAUCAGAUUAGUAAAAGAAUCACCUUUUGUAAUUUUGAACAUUUUCUAUAGAAAAUAAGCACUUACAUUUUUAUAAGUGUCUUUUAUUCUGUGUGCAAUAGAGCUAACGUUUUUUUACGUGUGAAAAAAAUCUUUUGUACAUUUCAUGUAUUUUUAACCGAUAUUUGAACAUUGGUUCGAACACGUUGUGAAAAAUUCUGUCUGUAAUUAAAGUGCCUGUCUUUAAAAAUA